UGAUGGGAAUCGUAGUAGGAAAGGCUCUGGGUGCGUUGAGCGUUGUGACACGUACAGCCUCUAAAAAGAGCACGCGGAGGACGAGGUUCUGCGAGGAGAGAGACUCAGAGCAACCUGGGAGGUGUAGUGCAGUUGACAUAGCAGAAGAUUCGGGGUGGGCGCUGAGGUUCCGGGAAAGGGCUGAAAAGAGGUAGGUGCUUCAAGUCGCGCGCCUCCGGACUGAACUCCGGGAGUGAAACGGCACCUUCCGGGGUCUGCUGCCGCUCCCGGCCCUGCGAAGAGCUUUAAGUCCUCCUAGAGUGGUGGACCAUGUUGCCAUGGAAACCUUUGCCCCGGACCCAGGAGUGCGGUCCUGUAGCCGCGAAAGGAGUGUGCUUUCCUCCGCUGUCGGGAAGUUCUCUCGGCAGCUUCUUUUGAGCUGGGUGGAUUUUCGGUGCAUUUGGGCAGUGGCGAAAGAAUAAGCUCGAAGAGCCCUCUAGCGCCAGAGUAAAAUAAAGAGCCAGCGGAGGAGCCAUGGCCUGUGUUUGGUCUAUAUUACUCGGAGUGAGAUGAAGAAUGUCAGGCGUCAGCAUUCUCUUGGAACUUUGGCUUCCUCUUGCCUUUGUCUACGUUGGAAUCAAGAUCCUAUUUGAUUUGGGAGUUCCUGUCGUGGCGCAGCAGAAACGAAUCCGACUAGGAACCAGAGGUUGUGGGUUUGAUCCCUGGCCUUGCUCAGUUGGAUCCGGAGCUUAAGGAUCCGGCAUUAGGACUGUGGCUAUGCCUUUUAACUGUGUAGCUGGAGUACAAGAAGUGUUUGUUUAAUGAAUGACCUAUCCAUUUAGCACCUACUUAGACCCUAAGGAUAACCCUGUGAAUUGUGUUGAUUUCAUCAUGCUGCGACGGAAACCAACCCGCCUGGAGCUGAAGCUUGAUGACAUUGAGGAGUUUGAGAGCAUUCGAAAGGAUCUGGAGACCCGUAAGAAACAAAAAGAAGAUGUGGACGUUGUAGGAGGCAGUGAUGGAGAAGGUGCCAUUGGGCUCAGCAGUGACCCCAAGAGCAGGGAACAAAUGAUCAAUGAUCGAAUUGGUUAUAAACCUCAACCCAAGCCCAACAAUCGUUCAUCUCAGUUUGGAAGUUUCGAAUUUUAGAGGUGGAUUAUCUCGCAUGCCAGAGCCCUGGGAUGGAGUCAAAUGAUGAAAGAAAGAUUUAACAGAAUGUUUUACCUCCUGCAGAGAGAAACACUUGUGCCUGCUUCACUUGCACUCUUAGCUGAAAUUCAAACUCUGGUUUGUAUCUGGAAAUUUUCACUCUAUAAAACUUGUCUCAUUUUUGUUUUUUGAAAUGCAUUUUUAGAAGUGUGCAACGUCCUUAAUGAAGUUUAAUAGCACUGUUGACUUGUUGUAUUGUUCUUCCCACCUUUAUUAAAAGACCGUAAGCACAGAACACUCCCUUGAUCCCUGUCACGGACUAUUCAGCAAGUAUUUAUUGAGCACCUGCUGUGUGCCAGGUACCAUUUGAGGCACUCAGUAACAUCAGUGAACAACUCACAGAUGCCUGCCCUUGUGGAGGUUAGGAUUCUUGUAUUUUGUAUAAACUUGAUCAAGUUGUGCAUUUCUUGAUGGCUUUGUAACUAGUUUGGGUAUCAUUUUGGGAAAACAGUGGAGUAUCAGAAUUACCAUCAUUCCAGUUUUCCUUUCUUUUCAACAUUAGGUAGUUUUUCCAUUGAGGAGCCACUCUGAGAGGCAGCUCAGAGGGUGUUUUAGAAUCAUGUUACUGUGAUAGAAAUCAUGCCAACUGUGGUAGAAAGAACCUCUGGAACCACUGGUUCUAGAGACCCCUUAGCCAAGACUUCUUUACAGGCUGGCCAAAAAAAUUUACCAGAUUUUUAAAGAAAAGAUUACAGCUGUAAACCUUUGAAACCACUGAGAUCACAUGCAUCGAUUUUUGUAUUUGGUAGGUUCUAGUGUUCCUUUGGGGGUUGCCCAAACUUAGGAAGAUGGUCAAGCACUUGUGAAGAGGUACUGACCUUAGCUGGGAGCAUAUACCUUCCACUUCCUGAAAGCUGGAGUGAAAAUAACCAGAUUAACUCAAGUGGGUACUAUUAUUGCCUUUUUAAUAAAUGAGAAAACUAAGGCUUAGGUAUCAUUAAAAUACCUUUAUUAUUGAAAUGCCUUUCCUAAGGUGCCACUUCUAAGUGGAGCAAACCAAGCUCAUCAUGCCACUGCACUAUGGGAAAGUCUAGGAGUGGUGCUGAAUGGCAAGAUGCCCAUCUAGGGGCCAAAACACCGCUAUUCUGGCAUGAAGGGGACAGGCAGGGCCAAUGCUUGACUCCAGGCUUGGGGGUUCCUAGAGGGCCUUUUGCCCCAGAGCAUAAACACAAGGUUGGGACUAUGAAACUACAAAUAAAUUCAGGAAGUCUUAGUAUACUGCAGUACAGCUUCAUGAAACCCUGUCUCCUUGCAAAAGGUCAUGUAGAUUUUCUGGCAUGUACAAGGCUUGUCAUUUUAAGCAGGAUAGGAGAGCAGGAUGGAAACAUGGGAUCAUAUCACCUCAAAGACUGCCCUUUUUGGCUUUUUAGGGCCACACCUGCAGUGUAUGGAAGUUCCUAGGCUAGGGGUCGAAUCGAAGCUGGCCUACGCCACAGCCACAGCCAUGUGACUGUGACCUACACCACAGCUCAUGGCAAUGCCGGAUCCUUAACCCACUGAGCCCAAUGGGAACCCCCCCCAGUCUUAAAAACUGAUGGUAAUGGCCAGACGCUGUGUGGGCAAUGAAGAGACCACUUAUUCUGUUAGCACUCUGGGUAGAAAGACACACAAAGAAUCACAAAAUCAAAAUAUUUUAUUUGUUCUUUUGCACAUGACAUGGGUUAAAACAUUCCUACUACACCAAUACUGCUCUCCAGGAGCUUACAAUCUGAAAGUCAACAUUAAUUGGAGACCCAGUGAUUAAGGCAUUAUCAAAUGCAGACUUUUGUAUCUUUAGAUGUGUCUUUUGAAAGAAGCCGGAGAGGCAGGAUUAACACUAAAUGACAUGAAGAUGUACUCCCAGCCACCCCCCCUUCCAGUUUCUACAUGAAGCCCUGUGGCUAGAACCCAAAACCAAUGCUCCAUGGGCUGAAAGUAAAGAAACCAGGAGGAUUCUGUUUGUGGGCAAUGUGGAGCUGAGUGUCCCUCCAACAUAGGUUGGAUAUGGCACCUAAGAUUCUGUAACUUGAUGGAUAGUACCAGGUAGCCCUUUCCCAGCUUCAUAGAAAUUACAGCAGGAAAACUAACUGCCCCUUUGAAGUGUGCUUAAGGUCUCUGUCAGUUUUACCACUUCUGGUUGGUAUUUCUACCCAAAUCCACUAUCCAUAGCAUUGCUCACUGUAUCAGGAAGGCUAGGGAGAUUUAAUCAACUAGAUAUAUGGGAUAAGAAACUGAAAGAGCAGAAUAAGGUGCAAAGACAUGGGGAUACAAGCUCCUAGCAGAUGUGAAAAUGAAGAGAAAUCUGGAUCCAAAAGGAAGAAGUCAGGCACUAAAUUCUAACCAAACAGGGAUGCAGAAAUGAAAGUAAACAAGAUUAUCACAAUCCAAGAGCUCAGAAAAAAAAAAAAAAAAAAAAAAAAAA
Sus scrofa (pig) is the source of this 3589-nucleotide messenger RNA. It is a transcript of the gene CDC26, whose product is annotated as cell division cycle 26. The record is from RefSeq and is a predicted model, not a curated record. Gene Ontology annotation, biological process: anaphase-promoting complex-dependent catabolic process; regulation of mitotic cell cycle; protein K11-linked ubiquitination. Gene Ontology annotation, cellular component: anaphase-promoting complex. NCBI's taxonomy places the organism in Eukaryota, Metazoa, Chordata, Mammalia, Artiodactyla, Suidae.